Messenger RNA from Aethina tumida (small hive beetle), 4940 nucleotides. RefSeq names its product ephrin type-B receptor 1-B (gene Eph). Bases 295 to 3324 code for a protein of 1009 amino acids. Gene Ontology annotation, biological process: cell surface receptor protein tyrosine kinase signaling pathway; axon guidance; protein phosphorylation. The record is from RefSeq and is a predicted model, not a curated record. Gene Ontology annotation, molecular function: transmembrane-ephrin receptor activity; protein binding; ATP binding. Lineage: Eukaryota; Metazoa; Arthropoda; Insecta; Coleoptera; Nitidulidae. Gene Ontology annotation, cellular component: neuron projection; plasma membrane. The transcript is spliced from 17 exons.
UUUUUGAGACCAUUACGCCGAGACAGAUGUUGGUGAGCGGUGCCGCGCGUAGUGCCGUGUACGUUGUUCCCCCGACGACCGACGCCGACGUUCUCGCGCAGCGCGACGGUGUGACACAGUGCGUUAGUUUUUUUGUUUUGUUGUGGCUUAUUUAUUUGGUGACGGCACAGUGAUCGAUUGGUACCGUGAGGAGUUCAGUGGUGACUUUGGAUUAUUGGCGCCAUGGUCUGAGGAGGAUGAAGUAGACGAUGUACUGAAGCCAGCCAGACCGGGGGGGCUGUACCUUGGGCCGAUAUGGGCCUUUGGGCGAGAUUCUUGCCUCUACUGGCGCUGACGAUAUGGAGGACGUUUGCAGAACAAGUUGUCCUCUUGGAUACGACUGGGGAAGCCAGCUUGGACUGGACGAGGUAUCCAUACGGACCGCAAGCUAACACCCCAGGGUGGGUGGAGGAGAGCUUCACCAACUUCCAGAAGGGCAUCAACUGGAGGUCGUACGUGGUGUGCGACGUGGCGUACAACAACGUCAACAACUGGCUGUGGACGCCCUUCAUCGACAGAGGGGUCGCCAACAGGAUCUACAUAGAAAUUAAGUUCACCAUCAGGGACUGCAGUCUCUUCCCAGGAAAUGCACUUUCUUGCAAGGAGACGUUCAGCCUGCUGUACUACGAGUUCGACGCCGCGACGAGGGAGCCGCCGCCGUGGGACGCCGAACGUUACAAAUUAAUCGGUCGGAUAGCCGCAGGGGACGGCAGGUUCAACACCAAUUCGGAGGUGAACAUCAACACCGAGGUGAAAAGCAUACCGGUGACCAAGAAGGGGGUGUACUUCGCCUUCAGAGACCAAGGGGCGUGCAUUUCUCUUCUUGCCAUUAAAAUUUACUACAUAACAUGUCCGGAGACCACCAUCAACUUUGCCAAAUUCCCUGCCACUCCAACAGGGAAGGAGAUCACCAUCAUAGAACAAGCUCAAGGUACUUGCGUGAGCAACGCCGAGAUGGUCGGGGGAACCCCCACUUACCUGUGCAAAGGUGACGGCAAGUGGACCCUGCCCACAAACGGCUGCAAGUGCAAGGCAGGCUUUGAGCCCAACUUUGAGAAGCAAACCUGCAAUGUGUGUCAACCAGAAACUUAUAAGUCUGAAACCGGAGACGGACCGUGUCUUCCGUGCCCCAAGCACUCCGUGGGCAGCGAGUACGCCCUGACGGAGUGUCGGUGCGUCGACGGCUACUACAGAGCAGCCACCGACCCCAAGAACAUGUCCUGCACCCAGCCGCCGUCGGAACCCUUGAACCUGACUGUCACCUUCGUGGACCAGUCGCAGGUCGCCCUCAGCUGGCUGCCGCCCGAAAACCUCGGCGGAAGGACGGACACCGUCUACAGGGUGAAAUGCGACGCCUGCGUCCACGGACUGGUUCAAUACACUCCGUCCUCCGAAACCUUCAACGAAACGAAAGUCUCCAUCCGCGGCCUGAACGCCGUCACCACGUACCGUUUCCAGAUCUUCGCCGAGAACGGAGUGUCCCAUUUACUGACGCGUUCCGGCUCCAAGUACGCCGACGUGGUGGUGACCACCGAGGCCAGCGUCACCAGCAACAUACCCAACGUGCGCGUCACCUCGGUGAAGAGCACCGAAAUAACGUUGGCCUGGGACGCCCCCACUUUGAACGACGGCUCCGAAUCCGUCGAAACCUACGAGGUCAGGUGGUACGUGAAGAACGACGCCGACCACAACGCCACCAGCAUCCUCACCAGAGACCUGAAGAUUACGAUAACCGAUUUGAAUCAGAGGACGGAGUACGGGCUGCAGGUCAGGGCCAAAACUGAGAACGGAUGGGGCGACUAUUCGCCUGUUAUUUUUAAAACGACCGGACAAGUACUUAACACAGCUUAUAGCCACGACGAUGAAGGCUUUAGAAUCAAGUUGGUGGCUGGAGGUAUCGUCGCCAUCGUUGUAAUUUUAGUCGGCGUUAUAGUUUUGACCGUCGUCUUCCUACGGUCGAGGUCCAACGACGAGUGCAACAAGAAACAGCCCAGUGACUGUGACACACUCGAGUACAGGAACGGAGAAGUUCACCAUACCUUAGAUAAUCCUCCCAUUGUUACAACCCAUACAAAUGUGACCACACCCCUGUUUACUGGAAUAAGUGGCUCGUCCCGCACCUACAUCGACCCCCACACCUACGAGGACCCCAACCAGGCGGUGCGGGAGUUCGCCCGCGAAAUAGACGCCAGCUGCAUCACCAUCGAGGCGAUAAUCGGUGGCGGCGAGUUCGGCGACGUGUGCAAGGGCAAGUUGAAGCUGAACGGCAUCGACAUAGACGUCGCCAUCAAGACGCUGAAGGUGGGCUCGUUGGACAAGUCCCGCAACGACUUCCUCACAGAGGCCUCGAUAAUGGGACAGUUCGAGCAUCCCAACGUCAUCUUCCUGCAGGGCGUCGUCACCAAGUCCAAUCCGGUGAUGAUCAUCACCGAGUACAUGGAGAACGGCUCCCUGGACACGUUCCUGAGGGCCAACGACGGUAAAUUCCAAGUGAUCCAGCUCACUGGCAUGCUCCGGGGUAUAGCCUCGGGCAUGCAGUACCUGAGCGAGAUGAACUACGUGCACAGGGACCUGGCGGCACGCAACGUCCUGGUCAACACGCAGCUGGUCUGCAAGAUAGCCGACUUCGGCCUCAGCAGGGAGAUUGAGAGCGCCACGGAAGGUGCCUACACCACCAGAGGGGGCAAGAUCCCGGUCCGGUGGACGGCGCCCGAGGCCAUAGCCUUCAGGAAGUUCACGUCGGCCAGCGACGUCUGGUCCAUGGGCAUCGUGUGCUGGGAGGUGAUGUCGUACGGCGAGAGGCCGUACUGGAACUGGUCCAACCAAGACGUGAUAAAGAGCAUAGAGAAGGGCUACAGAUUGCCGGCGCCGAUGGACUGUCCCGAGGCAAUAUAUCAACUGAUGCUGGACUGCUGGCAGAAGGAGCGCACCCACAGACCGACCUUCCAGUCGAUAGUCAAAACGUUAGAUAAAUUAAUACGCGUGCCCGACACCCUGAGGAAGAUCGCCCAGAACCGAUCGACGAACCCGCUGUCGGCCGACGCGCCCGACCUGACCAACUUCUCGUCGGUGGAGGAGUGGCUGAACUCCAUAAAGAUGGCCAGGUACCUGGAGAACUUCCACCAGGGCGGCAUCAACAACAUGGACGCGGUGGUCAACCUGACCGUCAAGGAGCUGACGGAGCUGGGCAUCACGCUGGUCGGCCACCAGAAGAAGAUCAUGAACUCGGUCCAGAACAUCCGCGCCCAAAUUAGGGUGAACGGCACGGAAGGUUUUCUAGUGUAAACGUUACCCAAUUCCAGUUACAAUUUAAAUUCAACUAGAGGAACGUGCGGAUCGAUCUCUUUCACAAUCACGGGGACGCAGUGACUUAAUUUUUACGUCUUACGUUUCGGAACGGGGCUUUAUUUAUUUGGUAACCGAACAAAACGAACAUAAUCAAAAUGGAUCCGCUGUGCUCGCUAACAAAACGGACUCAAGUGCAGUGCGAUUUACCCCCUUUUUUAUUGAUUAAUUAAUAUUAUUUAUACGUUGAGAUUUGUGAUUUUUUUGUAUUCUUUUUAUGAUUUUUAUUUUUGUAUAUUUAUUAACGUUUAGGGUCUAUACAAAGUGGUACAGUUGGGACACUUCUUGACAUGAUUAGGUGGCAAGAAAUCGCCAGUUCCAUACAAGUUACUCGUACCAUCGUGUAUAUAUUUUGUAAUUUAUUUCUUCCAAGUUGUUUUAUGAAAGUUUUUAAUAAUUUAUUAUCCUCCCAUAAGAUUAAAAGUGGUUCUGACAAGGAGUAACACCAAAAAAAAAAUAAUAAUGUUUAUAAAAUGGAAUAACGAGAGUGAAUUUAUAUUGUUAUUUUUUCACAUAUCAUAUUUCGGUUGGAUUUCGUUGAGUUUUUUCGGAAAUUUAAAUGAAAUAACAUUAGAUAGAGAAUAUAUGUCUGUAGAAGACCUACGUCUACUAAUUCUAAAAAGAAGGCUUCCAGUCAAAAAAAAGCGGACGCCUGAUUCUUACAGUAAUCCAAAAAAAUAGCAAUAAAUAAAUGUUUUUCGCUAUAUAUAAUAUAUUUAUAUAAGCCCUUCACCGAAGGCCUUCGUUUAAAGUCGCCCCACCCGAAAGGCGACUUUGGCCGAACGACCGGCGGAAGGGGGUCGUGCGAGGCGCACAGGUAUGCAACUUACAAUUCCCAAGUGAAUCAAAAUUAAUUUUCGUUUGUACAGAUGACCGAAUUGAGCAAAAAUGAUUUAAUGAAGUACAAAAUAAUAAAAAAGAAACAGACGGUUGCGUACCCGUGUGUCGUUCGAACCGACCGCGCGGACGGAACAUUCCGGGAAUGAUAUUUUUUGAAUGGCUCUAAAAGCCUCGAAUGUUCCGUCGGACGACAGAUUAAAAAACGAAAGAAUGUACAAUCUUUAACUAUAAUGUAUAUGUACUUAAUUUUUUAUAUGCUCAAAUAAAAUAAACGCCUAAUUCUAUUGCAUUUUUUAUAAAUAUAUUUAAAUAUAAAAGAAUAUUGACUGAAUUUUUGUAUAUCUUCGACUUUUUUUUGUAAUUUGAAUGAAAUUGUUUCACUUUUACGUGGGGAAUUUGCGGUGCAUUGUGGGAGGCCCAAAGAAAACCACGAUGCGCCGUGACUUUCUUCCGACGAACAUUCCAGAUUUUGUAUAAAUAUAAACUAAGCAGCUAUAUUAUUUCCUUAAUUUUUUUUACAUAUAAAUGUCGCGCCUACCAUGUGUAUGAAUGUAUGUGAGAGUGAGCUCUGCAUCGACGGGGGAAUUUUUUCACGCAGUUCCGCUGUCGAUGCGGACAAGUUUUUAAUAUUUCUUAUACGAAAAAAUCUGUGUAAAUUGUAAUAUAUUUGUAACAUAUAAGGAUAUUCCAUAUAAAAUAAAAAAUAGCUUAUUAAA